This is a messenger RNA of Opisthocomus hoazin, 3089 nucleotides long. Lineage: Eukaryota; Metazoa; Chordata; Aves; Opisthocomiformes; Opisthocomidae. The record is from RefSeq and is a predicted model, not a curated record.
AGUAUUUGAUGGAUCUAGCCAAACAGUGGCAAAGGGAAGUGCCCCUUCAUUAACAGGAAUGUGCCACUGUUUAUGCAUUGGAAAGGGGAGUGCCAUGAGAUCUACUGAAGAGACUAUUUCUGUGGUUGCAUAUCUACAUGUGUUUGUACCCCUGCUGGGACUGAAUUAGGUGGUACGGGCAACCUGGACCAUCAGGUAUUGGAUAGCAACUUUUUUUUUCAUUCAAGGUGUACCUGGCACGAGAGCUGAAAGACACCGCAGAUCUUUUUCAGAGACACAAACAGUGAGACCAUCUCCGACCUUUCCCUUCUGUAACUGCCUGCUAUACCAUGGGAUGUCGGCAAAGCUCUGAGGAGAAAGAGGCAGCGCGGCGGUCCCGUAGGAUUGACCGCCACCUGCGCUCUGAAAGUCAGCGACAACGAAGAGAGAUUAAGCUCCUUCUCCUGGGUACCAGCAAUUCUGGGAAGAGUACUAUUGUAAAGCAGAUGAAAAUCAUUCACAGCGGUGGCUUUAACUUGGAGGCCUGUAAGGAAUACAAACCUCUGAUUAUCUAUAAUGCAAUUGACUCCCUCACACGUAUCAUUCGGGCUCUAGCCACCCUUAAGAUAGAAUUUCACAAUCCUGACAGAGCAUAUGAUGCUGUGCAGCUUUUUGCCCUGACAGGCCCAGCUGAGAGCAAAGGCGAGAUUACCCCUGAGCUUCUGGGAGUCAUGAAACGGCUCUGGGCAGACCCCGGUGUGCAGGAGUGUUUUUGCCGCUCCAAUGAGUACCACCUGGAGGAUAAUGCUGCAUACUACUUAAACGACCUAGAAAGGAUUGCAGCACUGGACUACAUCCCUACGGUGGAAGAUAUUCUGCGGUCUCGGGACAUGACCACAGGGAUUGUAGAAAAUAAGUUUACCUUCAAAGAGCUGACUUUCAAAAUGGUGGAUGUGGGUGGACAGAGAUCUGAACGCAAAAAAUGGAUCCACUGUUUCGAGGGGGUUACAGCAAUAAUUUUCUGUGUGGAGCUGAGUGGAUAUGACUUGAAGCUGUAUGAAGAUAACCAAACAAGUCGAAUGGCAGAAAGUUUGCGUCUCUUUGAUUCCAUCUGCAACAACAAUUGGUUUAUCAACACUUCCCUCAUCCUUUUUUUGAAUAAGAAAGAUCUGCUGGCAGAAAAAAUUCGACGCAUUCCCUUAACAGUCUGCUUUCCUGAAUACAAAGGCCAAAACACUUACGAGGAGGCAGCAGUCUACAUCCAACGCCAGUUUGAGGACUUGAAUCGCAACAAGGAGACCAAGGAGAUCUACUCACACUUCACCUGCGCCACUGAUACCAGUAACAUACAAUUUGUCUUUGAUGCAGUGACAGAUGUCAUAAUUCAGAACAAUCUCAAAUAUAUUGGCCUCUGCUAAGAAUCCUUGGGCUUAAUCUGUUUUCCUGAAGUGAUAAAAAAGGGGCUAACCACUUCCACAUCUAGUGGAAAAAAAUUGGGCAGUGCUUGGUAGCCCAAGGAGAGAAAAGGGGAAAUCUGAUGUAUGUACACAGUUCCUCUUAUGCCCCCUUAACUUGCUACAUCAUUUUUAAAAAAUGUAUGUUCUGGAGAGUGAAAGCCUCCUCUCCAAAAAAAAACCCCAUCCUCCCCAGCCAACCCCCCCCCCCACCCCCUAACUCUGUGGAGAUGUUUUCACCACAGUCAUUGCACUUUUAUUCCAUUUGUUUCAUUCCAUUUCCUACAGUGGGAGUGUUAUCAUGUUCUGUGUAAGAAAUAAUUCUUCAUCCAGUUGUCCUAAAAUUUUACUGACAUGAAGAUAUAAAGCUGGUGAGUGACAGAUGAACUUGAUUGCAGGGUGUGGAGCAGAAUGGUUGUGUUGGGCAGAAAAGCUAGUUCAAACCAGAAGCUACAGAAUAGGAGAGUUUAAGCAAAACACUACUUAAAUUUCUAGAGAAUGGGCAUGUACCCACAAUUUUGGUACACACAGCUGAACGGUAUAUACACAUACAUCAUGUAUGCACAUGACUCACAGCAUAUACUAUGUACACACUUCUGCUUUACUGCACUGUUUAUCAUGGACACCUUGCCUGUUAAAGGAAUUGUUGGUGCACAACUGUUCUGUGAUUUCCAAACUCACUAGCAGCUCUUUCUGCUCUUUAAGGCUUCAAAUAUGCAGCAAAACUACAUGAAAUCAAUCUAUGAAUAGGCCAAAAUAAGGUCAGUGUUUCUUCUACUGGUAAGGAGUUUUAUACAUCGAAACAGUCUUCUUUUACAUCUUUUUUUGCCAAAUCUUGUGGUGUUUCACAAAAAACAAACUAUAUUUAAGAAGUAGGUUAGUGUUCCUUUUUUAAUACAGAUUAAAUAAUAAAUCACAAGACAAUUUUUUAAAUUAUUGUUGUAGUGUCUGGAUUGCUGAAUGUGAAAGUUGCCAAUGGACAAUUCUGUUCCACUGCUCCAAAUACAUUCUGGGAAUUGUAAUGUUGUAACAGAUUUCCCAAGAAGCAGGAGCCAUGGAGAUUGUGUAGUAUAUAGCCUCCAAAGUCUUAUUUGUUGUUUUUUUUUAAUUAUUUUAAAAAUGUGAUGUAUUAAUAGAAGGUUAAAGAUGAGCGAUAUGAACAAUAACUAAAUGUCUUGAUAUUUCAAUUUAAGAAUUUAAAUUAUUUACAGCUUAGUGGAGUUAAGAAAACUGAAGAGAUGCAUUCCUCAGCUCCAGGUUUCAUCUCAUAAAGAAACACUACUGGAUAGAGUAACAUUCCGGCAAAAGUUUGAAUGCAUAAGAAGCUCUGUGGGACUAUACUGGAAAAUCUCAAAUGGAUCAUAUAGACCUAAGCCUUUGGUCAGUUGAUUCUUUCCCCUGCCAUAGAAAAGACUUCUUAAAGACUUCAGUGUAAAGUUGGUGUGUAAAUAUAUGUUUGAUAAUUGUAAAGCACAUACAUACACAGAGACAUAGACACACGUGCACACUGGAAAAUAACCUUCUACUUUUGUUCCCCCUAUGUACUAUGAUUAGUGCAAGAAAUCUCAGCCAAGGGCUCUAAUAAAUUUAAAAGAAAAUGGUUAAUAAUAUGAACAUUUAAAUUGUCCACUUAAAAAAUAAAUAAUUCAAAUGAUA